UUAAUCUGUUUAUGAUUUUCUUUCUUUGCUUUUUCGGGUUCUUUUGGGUGCGAUUUAGGCCUUUAAUUACAGAAAUGGAAUGGGAUCUCUUGCUUAUGAUUGAUUGAUCAAUGAGCAUUUAGAUUCGGUGGAUAUUGAUUUUGAUUUUGAUUUUUGAUUUUUUUUCUAUGAAAUGUGGAUGUGUUGCUGAGUGUCCAUUUUCUUGAAUACUCCUUUUUUUUUUUUUUUGGUGUACAUAUCCAUUUUCUUGAAUAUAUGUAUUGUUGUCAUCUACUCUUGAGGUCUCCUACUUGUUGACUUUCAGUACCAUGGCUUUGACUGAUUAUUCUUAUAUCUGACUGGAACACUUUCCUUUUCUUUCUUCUUCAAAGUUUUCUUCAUCCUAUUAUUUAUCUAGGUCUUGGAUAUAGUACCAAAGGGCUUUUUUUUUCCUAAUUUUUUUUGGCCUUCCAAACAUGCAAGGAUUACUGGAUUAGAGCUAAUCCUCCUUUGAUCUGUGGAUGGAUUUCCAUUCUGGGUGCUGGACUUUUGGUGUAUUGAAAAUUUUCUCGGGCGAUUUGAGGUUUAAGGACAAUGUUGAGGAAGAGGACCAGAUCACAGAAAGAUCAACAGAUGGGUCAACUGAUGCCUGAUUCAUCAUCAGAGUCCCAUUUAAGCUCUGGUGUUUUUGCUCAGAAACACAAAGUCAGUUCCUUCUUCAAUGUCCCUGCUCUGUUUGUUGGGCUCAAUCCUAAGCAAUCAGAAUCUGAUUCAGUUAGAAGUCCCACUUCUCCACUUGAAUUUCGGGUCUUCUCGACUCUGAGUAAUACCCUUAGGUCUCAAAGAUCAUCUGAGGGACAUCAGAAGAGCUGGGGUUGUAGUAAAGUAGGCCUAAGCAUUAUUGAUGCUCUUGAUGACAAAACUAAGCGGCUCGGGAAUCUUCCCAUACCCUCUAAGAGUAAAAAUAUAAUCUUUGGACCACAAAUGAGUUGCAAGACACAGAAUUUUCUAAACCAUUCUGACUCUUUUGGUGCAGCUAAGUCGUUGCCUAAAAACAUUCCAAUUUUCCCUUGUACUGAGCCUAAACCAUUCAAUCUCCAUAAUGACAGUUCUUAUGUUUUGUUUGGAAUUGGAGAUGCCCCAUUGGAGGAGGGUAUUUCGUCUGCAAAUAUGCGCUCUCGCUCACUAGAUUCAGGAAGAUCUGGGUCACAUUUUGCUAGUUUUGCAAGCCGUAAAUCUAACUUGCACUCUGGGAGUUUUGGUACUGAACAUGGAAUAAACUCAGCAAUUUCUCAAAAUGUCAGAGAACUGUCAAAGUUGGGCAACUCAUCAGGUGCAAAGCUGCGCUCGAUGCCAGUGCCUGCUGGUUCUAUUUCAACAAGUAAGAUAGAGCUUUCUGAGGAUUAUACCUGUGUAAGAACCCAUGGCCCCAAUCCUAAGGUGACCCAUAUUUUUUGUGACUGCAUUUUAGAAUGUCACAACAAUGAAUUCACCAAUUUUUCAAAGAAUGGUGAAGAGGAAAAUGGGUUGUCAAAGGGGCCUGGCUGCUGUGAAGAACACUUUUCAUAUCCCUCAAGUGAUUUCUUGAGCUUCUGCUAUACAUGCAAGAAGAAAUUGGAUGGCAAGGACAUAUUUAUAUACAGGGGUGAGAAAGCAUUUUGUAGUUCUUCUUGCCGCUCUGAGGAGAUUUUGAUUGAUGAGGAAAAGGAGAAAACCAAUAAAGGUGGUGAUGAUUUUGAAAAGCCAAACAGCCGCGAGGAACCUUAUGAGAGCAGUUUGUUCAUUGCUACAUAGGACACUGCGUUGUAGUCACUAGGGCCAUGAUUGAUGAGAUUGUCACACAGGGUAGACACCAUUUAUCAUCUGUUUCCUAAGAGCUGUUUUAUGUGGAUCUUUCUGCAGCCAUGGAUGAUUGUAGUGUGCACUGCUCCUGAAUUUCAUUUCUCAUGGUCUUGGUGUGAGACGGUUAAACCUUGAUUUUGCAUAAUUCUAACUUUGAUAUGCUAUAGUAGAGUUUCCUCUGGAAAUCUCUUCGAGGAGAAGGGCUGUAGUACACCCUUUUGGCUCCCCAAAUUUUCGUUUUUGUUCUUCUGUAGUGGCAGAAGUUGAUAAGCCUCACCCAACUUUUCUAAAUGAAUAUUAAUGAUUUUAUGUAUACCUCA
Molecule: messenger RNA, 2141 nt
Organism: Ipomoea nil (Japanese morning glory)
Lineage: Eukaryota; Viridiplantae; Streptophyta; Magnoliopsida; Solanales; Convolvulaceae
Exons: 3
Coding region: 574-1773 (399 amino acids)
Source: RefSeq, a predicted model, not a curated record